AUGGCGGCUAUAGUUCGGUUGAGUUCCGUUUGUCGCAGAGGAUUUCACCCUCUGGUCUACCAAAGCACCUUGCUGGCAAGACCUUUGGUUGUAUCACACAAACAUCAAGAGAAGACUCCCCUGUUCACUGCAAGGAUUCAUUCAUCCCACGCUCUAAAUGCGAGCUCUGGCUCCAAAGCCGCCUCUCUGCAUUGGACAGCUGAGCGAGUAUUGAGCAUCCUGCUUUUGGCCAUGGGGCCUGUUGCCUAUUUUCACCCCGUUCCUGCUAUAGAUUACUCACUCGCUGCUGCACUCACCCUACAUGGACACUGGGGUUUAGGCCAGGUGUUAACAGAUUACGUUCACGGGGACACCAAGAUCAAGAUAGCCAAUGCCGGUCUCUUCCUUCUGUCAUCAGUCACAUUUGCUGGUCUUUGCUACUUCAACUACAAUGACGUGGGCAUCUGCAAAGCCGUCGCACUGCUUUGGAGCAAAUAA
Messenger RNA from Nerophis lumbriciformis (worm pipefish), 477 nucleotides. NCBI's taxonomy places the organism in Eukaryota, Metazoa, Chordata, Actinopteri, Syngnathiformes, Syngnathidae. The record is from RefSeq and is a predicted model, not a curated record.